Molecule: messenger RNA, 2136 nt
Organism: Haliaeetus leucocephalus (bald eagle)
Lineage: Eukaryota; Metazoa; Chordata; Aves; Accipitriformes; Accipitridae
Gene: CCDC157
Product: coiled-coil domain containing 157
Exons: 10
Coding region: 1-2136 (711 amino acids)
Source: RefSeq, a predicted model, not a curated record
AUGGCGCACCUCCUGGGCCACCCCGGCUGCAUGGAGAGCCUGCGGGCCGACCUGAGGGACCUGCAGGCAGCUAUUGCCGACGUCUCCUCCCGGGCCGGGGCUGUGCGUUUCCCCUCCUGGAAGUUCCCCGAUAAAGUGUCCUGCGACCUGGACCUGACAGCGCUGCUGGAGCGGUACAGUUAUGCCGAGAACGACCCCGAAUUCACCCAGCACUCCCACGUGGUGCUGCUGGAGCUGGUGAUAGACAGACUGCUGCUGCUGCUUCAGAGCUUCACAGGCUAUGCAGAAAACCUGCUCAACAAGCAAGCUGUCCCCCCGGCGCAGACAGUGGGACCCUGCAUGUCCGCAGGACUGACCGUGAGGAGGUACUGGUGCAGCAUGCUGAAACUGGGGGCCUUCUACCAGCAGCUCCUGGCUGAGAAGAAGACUUGCAGGAAGGAGAUCCCCACGCUGCAAUGCCUUCCCCAGGCUGGGAAACCUGGGAAGGAGCACCUGAAACACUGCUUGCCUGACGUUUUGGAGUUAAGAACUUCCACAGAAGUUGCCCAGUCCACUUCUCUGUGCCCGUCAUCAAGUGUCUGUGCACCAGACAGUGACGCCUCAGGCAGCUCCCUGCCCAGGGCUGCCCGCAGCAUGGCUGAGAGCAGCCGCAGCAUCCCCACGCAGACGACUGGGUUGUCUCUGGAACCCUGUGACACCUGUGUCAGCGCACAAGCCAGCCUCCGGGAGGUCGGCAAAGCCGUCACCAGCAUCUGCCAGAGCCAGAACAUCCCCUCGGCUCUCAGCAGGUUCCAGGACACGGUGGAGGGAACCACAGGGAAAAUGACCCUCUCUGCAACAGAUGUGUGCUACUGGGCCUCAGAGCAGAGCAAGGACCUCUCCCGGAUCAGCAAACACCUCCAGAUGCUGCUGCAGCAGGUCAACCCUCUGAAGUCUGAGCUGGAGGAGUCAGAGAGGCAGAAGGACAAGCUGCGGAAACAGGUUGAGGACUUUUCUCAGUUGCUUCAGGUGGAGAAGGAGACCCAAGCGCAGCAGAGGAAGGAGGCUGAGCAGAGCCUAGAAGUAAAGAACAAAGAGUAUUUAGAGGCUGUAGCCAGGCUGGAGCAGGACAAGGAUGACCUACGGAGAGGAGCUGCGCUGCUGGAAGAGCGAUUCUCCGCCUUAAAGGAAGAGCUGGCUGUGAAGCAGGCUGCUGUGCAGGAGCUGGAAGUCAGCAAGACAACCUUGCUGGAGGAGAUGAGGACCACGAUGGUGGCCAGGAGCCGGGUACUGGAGCUGGAGGAGAAGGUGGAGCUGCUCACCGGCCAGCGGGAGAGCCUGGGGCAGGAGCUGAGUACCACCACCACCCAGCUGGAGAAGGAGAAGGCCAAAGUGGAGAGCACGCUGAGGCACCAAGAGUCCCUGCAGGCCAAGCAGAGGGCCCUGCUGCAGCAGCUCGACAGCCUGGACCGGGAGCGUGAGGAGCUGCAAGCCAGCCUGGGAGAGGCCGAAGAGGACAAGGCCAGGCUGGCAGAGCAGCUGGAGGAGAGCCAGGAGCAGAGCAGGCAACAGCUACGGGCGCAGCAGGAGCUGCUGGAUGCGCUGCAGCAGGAGAAGCUGAGCCUGGAGCAGUCUGUCUCAGAGCUGCAAGCAAAUGUGUCCAGGCUAGAGAAGCAGGCACGGGAGCUGAAGGAGCGGGAGAGGCUCCUGGUGUUCUUCCCCGAGCUCCACGUCCCUGCUGAGAUGCAGUUUGAGAGCACUGGGAGCUUGACCAUGGAUAUGGAGAAGCAGCUGCAGGCCAACAGCAUCCGGAUCAGCGUGCUGGAGCAGGAGAAUGUGCGGCUCAGGUCUGCGCUAGCCAAGGUGAAGGCAGCUGCUGAGCAGGGUGUGCUGAAGCUCGUCCCGCAGACCCAGCUGUGGCGGCCGAGCAGCCGAGGCAGCAGGGACAGCAGAGGGACGCACGGACGCACAGAUGAGGCCCGGCAGCGAGCUCCCAGCAGCCAGCGGCUGAAGCCACUCUCAGCAGAGUCCACGUGCAAAGCCGGACUCUGCCUCUCACUCCCGGCUGAGGGCCUGGUGCUCAACCCCGCUGAGCCAAGGGGGAGAGGCAGACCAUGCCCCCCCUCCUCUCACCACGCUGGUGGCUACCGCAAAUAA